AGUUGGCGCCCUCCCCCUCCCCAUCAGCCCCUUCCUCUGGCACCACAUGACAUCCCCCCUUCCCCCCCUUCAGGCGUACACAGUGGAGCUGGAGGCGGAGGUGGCGCAGCUGAAGGAGGAGAACGAACAGCUGCGCGCCCCCACCCCACCAGGCGCGUACACAGUGGAGCUGGAGGCGGAGGUGGCGCAGCUGAAGGAAAAGAACGAGCAGCUGCGCGCCCAGCCCUUCCCCUCUCCUCUCCUCACCCCCUCAGGCGCGUACACAGUAGAGUUAGAGGCGGAGGUGGCACAGUUGAAGGAAGAAAACGAACAGCUGCGCUCCCAGCUGCUGCAGCUGCAGUCCCACACCCACGCGCACCCCAGCAUGCCAGCAGCCAUGCCUACUUCUCUAUCUGCAGCAGCACAAAUAGCAGUGCCAGCAACGGCAGCAGCAGCAGCAGCAGCAGCGGCGGCAGCAGCGGCGGCAGCAGCGGUGGCAGCAGGCACGCCACUCAGUCUCCUACCACCAGCAGCAGCCGGACCGUCCAAUCUCCCGGCAAACCCCCUCUCAACCGCUUCACACCUGCACACAACAUCUCACCCUCACACUCCUUUGCCGGGUGCAGCAGCAGCAGCAGCGGGUGGGAAGGGUGGUGCUGGCAGCAAGGCACUGCAACGGUCCAGGGCUGGCCUCCAUGUACCUCUCCCACCCCACCGCAGUCGCCUGCCCUUUCCACCACACCGCACGCACCUGCCCCUUUCCCCACACCGCGCGCACCCGCCCUUCCCCCCACACCGCAUUCACCUGCAGAACUUCUUUGAUACUGAUAGUUUCCCCGACCCCGUCUCGCCGCACAUAGCACUGCUGCUCCCCGCGGCCUCCAUCCCUGCGCCCUCCCUCGCCACCACUGGCAGCUGCUGUGCUUGCUUGCCCUCGCCACCACUGGCAGCCCUGCCUGCUGUGCUUCUAUCUCCGCGCAACGCUGCACCCACAGUUUGCCCCGUCUCGCCGCCUCCCCUCUCAGUUCCGCCUCUCUGCCACUUCCCUUCUCUGCAGAGCCUGCAGGCUUUCGCAGCAGCAGCGCCUGCGGGGGCGGAUUGGGUAGCCAGGAAGGGGGAGGAGGGGUAA
This is a messenger RNA of Closterium sp. Naga37s-1, 1108 nucleotides long. The record is from the annotation of a GenBank genome assembly. Lineage: Eukaryota; Viridiplantae; Streptophyta; Zygnematophyceae; Desmidiales; Closteriaceae.